Teleopsis dalmanni is the source of this 851-nucleotide messenger RNA. Its product is annotated as calmodulin-A-like. The transcript has a single exon. NCBI's taxonomy places the organism in Eukaryota, Metazoa, Arthropoda, Insecta, Diptera, Diopsidae. The record is from RefSeq and is a predicted model, not a curated record. Bases 270 to 722 code for a protein of 150 amino acids. Gene Ontology annotation, cellular component: myosin II complex. Gene Ontology annotation, molecular function: calcium ion binding.
UAAUAUCAGAAAAAAAAUCAUUAAUACUACAAUAGUUCAAAUAUUUUCGGUCCAACAAAAUUUCAGUUUGCCAACAUGUUAUAAAAUUUUUUGAGUCUCAUACAUAACCAAUUCCAUUCUGGCCUACAAAAACCGAUCCAUCGCUAUACUUACAUCACCUAAGUUCUGCAAAAUUUCAGUCCGAUAUUAUGUCGAAAACUUUCUGAAUAGCAUAUAGCUUCAACUCCUCUCUGGAUUCCAAAAAGACAAUACAAAACUAAUCGAACACAAUGUCACAUCACCGUUUAACAGACGAACAACUAGCAGAGUUUCAGGAAGCAUUUGAUGUUUAUGAUUUGAAUGGCGAUGGAUUCAUUUCAAGUAAAGAGUUAGCUCUAGUUAUGCGUAGUAUAGGUCACAAUGCUACAGAGGCAGAGUUGCAAAGAGUGAUAAAUAAAAUGCUCAAGGAUAAAAAGGACGGGAUAAAUUUCAGGGAAUUCAUUCGUGUGAUGGGAAGUAAAAUAAUGGCAAAAAUUACAGAGAAGGAGAUUUAUGAAGCAUUUGUAGUAUUUAAUAGAGAUGAAACUGGCGGUAUAUCACAUGAUGAGAUAAAACACGUAUUAAUCAAUUUAGGUGAGAAUAUAACUGAUGAAGAAAUAAACGAAAUGAUGCUUGAAGUAGAUACUGAUGGCGAUGGACUAAUAAACUAUAAAGAUUUUCUUGACGUAAUGCUGAUUGAUUAAAGUUCUUUCAUUUACUGUAAUUGGAAAUAUAAUAGAAAAUUAUUAAGCAACUUACACAAAUCUCAGUUACAAUAUAUUCCAUAGUGCCAUAUUCAUAUCGAAGCAAUAAACUAUAUAUAAUGCCAAAUA